UUAUGAAUAUGAUGGAAUAUGAAACGUCAGACGAUUCUUCUAAUUCAGAAAAUGGUUCUUUUACCAGCGAAUCAACUAUUCAUGAACAAGAGGUUAUAUCAAAAAAGAUUGCUAAGCUUAAAAAGAGAAUCUCUGAACUUGAAGAUAUUUCCACAGCGAAAGAAGUAAUGCCAAAAAAAGUAAACAAAAGGCCAUUAACACCAUUAACUCCAAAUAAAGUACACGAUAUAGAAGACGAAUUUUCUUUUGAUAAAACCCCUAAAGUGACAACAAAUAAGGGAAGCAAAGGAAAUAAAGUGCGUACUUUAGAAGACAAAUCGUCCAAUUAUAAAAACUCUAAUAUGGCAACGAGUAAAGUAAAAAAGGGGCAUAUUAUCGAAGACGAAUCUUCUGAUGAUAAAACGACAAUAAAAAAAGCGAAAAAUGGACAAAUCAUAAAUGACUUUUCUAGUAACAACGCUGAAAAAGGACCAUUAAAACAAUUAAAACGAAGUCGACAACAAUUUUCCGAUGAUACUGAAUUUUCUAGUGAUGAUCCCGAACAGCCGGUAUUCAAGAAGAAAAAUAUAAAUUACCAAAAAAUCUCUUCUUUUCUUCAUAUUCCAAAAAGAAUCUGGCAUGGUUAUGUG
This is a messenger RNA of Cetraspora pellucida, 629 nucleotides long. The record is from the annotation of a GenBank genome assembly. NCBI's taxonomy places the organism in Eukaryota, Fungi, Glomeromycota, Glomeromycetes, Diversisporales, Gigasporaceae.